This is a messenger RNA of Phlebotomus papatasi, 459 nucleotides long. It is a transcript of the gene Alr, whose product is annotated as FAD-linked sulfhydryl oxidase ALR. The transcript is spliced from 3 exons. Gene Ontology annotation, cellular component: mitochondrion. The record is from RefSeq and is a predicted model, not a curated record. Bases 1 to 459 code for a protein of 152 amino acids. Lineage: Eukaryota; Metazoa; Arthropoda; Insecta; Diptera; Psychodidae. Gene Ontology annotation, molecular function: flavin adenine dinucleotide binding; flavin-dependent sulfhydryl oxidase activity.
AUGGCAAAGAGUGACUCAAUGGGUAGAGGGGAUGUUCCCUGUCGCAGUUGCACGGAAUUCAAGAGUUGGAGCAAACAAAUGAGUAUGCCAGGAAAGGACAAAUCACAGUUACCCAGAACUGACUGUCCACUAGAUAAAAAUGAACUAGGACGAUCAACAUGGGGAUUCCUUCACACCAUGGCAGCGCACUACCCCGAAUCCCCAAGUCAGGAACAAGUGCGCGAUAUGAAGAGCUUUUUCUCCCUCCUCUCCUCAUUUUAUCCCUGUGAAUACUGCGCUAAAGACCUAAGAGAUGAGCUCAAAGUUGAUCCUCCACAAGCCAAAUCGCAACACGAUCUCUCCCAAUGGCUCUGUCGACUGCACAAUAAAGUCAACGUUAAACUGGGAAAAAAGGAGUUUGACUGCACCAAAGUCAAUGAGAGAUGGCGAGAUGGAUGGCUCGAUGGAUCCUGUGAUUGA